Messenger RNA from Cyclocybe aegerita, 1821 nucleotides. The record is from the annotation of a GenBank genome assembly. NCBI's taxonomy places the organism in Eukaryota, Fungi, Basidiomycota, Agaricomycetes, Agaricales, Hemipholiotaceae.
AUGCACCAACUACCUCUCGUUCUGGUUCUGCAUCUACUGUCGCUCGUUUCAAACUCUAUCUCUGCAUACACAUGGCCGUCGCCUCAAUACGACGCCCUUGAAGCUCUACUCUACGAAGGUCGAAGGUCCGACGGUUCAAGUCUUUCUUCUCUAGUACAUCCUUGUCGUAAACGCACGGGAACGCUCGCAUCCGUACCCGCUGAAUGGCUUCGUUUCGCCUUCCACGACAUGGCGACACAUAAUAUUGACGAUGGGACUGGUGGACUGGAUGGCUCGAUUGUCUAUGAGCUUGGCCGUCCUGAAAACUUUGGUCUCGGCUUCAACCAGACACUCGGUGAUUUCGAGGCGUUCCCCAACAAGGUCGUCUCUCGAGCCGAUGUAAUCGCCAUUGGAGCUAUCAUGUCCGUCGCCACUUGCGGUGGACCCAUCAUCCCAUUCCGUGGUGGACGAAUCGACACUUGGACUGGAGGUCCCAAUGGCGCUCCCGAACCACAACACGAUCUUGCUACCCUCACUGAAAGUUUCAGAAAGCAAGGCUUCAACCAGGCUGAGAUGAUCAAGCUCGUUGCAUGCGGUCACACUAUGGGUGGCGUGCGGAGCGCAGAUUUUCCCGACCUAGUUCCUCCCAACCCGAACUCCGUUAACCCUGUCAUCGUUGAUUUUGACACCACUAUGGCGUUCGACAACGAUGUUGUUACAGAAUACUUGGAUGGAACAACACAAAACGUCCUUGUCACCACCCCGAACAGGACUAUGGCUUCCGACCUCCGUGUCUUCGAAGCUGAUGGGAACAGCACCAUGCGCAGCCUCGCCGAUGCUAAUGCGUUCCAGUCUGAGUGCCGGGACAUCCUGACCCGCAUGCUCGACACGGUACCCAGGGACGUUACUCUGACCGAUGAAAUCACUCUCCUCCCAGCCAAGGUUACCGCCGCACAACUUACUUUCGAGAAGGAACAGCUUGUAUUCAAGUCUUCCUUCCGCUUAAUUCAAGCCAUUAACGCCACCGCCAACACCAGGCGCACAGUGACGAUGCUUUGGUGCGACCGUUACGGUGAUAGCAAGGAUUGCGCCGGAGAGACGAGCACAGCUCUCCCCGUCAGCACACUCGCGGACGACCCUAAUGUCUCUCCCAUCACCAUGAAGCUCGGGUACUACUUCCUCAACUACCACUUCGUCGUUCCCAUUGACUCGACCGCAUCCAUCUCCAAGUUCUGGUUCCGCGUCGAUGAGAACGAUGGUUCGAGCCCGACCAUAUACAACAACGGCGAGACCAGCGGCAGUGGUAAUGGCUACCCCGUCGACCAGGAUCAGGUGCUACUCGCCCCGAUGAUGAGUCACGUCGACGUCGUCUCAAACGGGAGCUAUACCAAGACGUACACAAAUCGCAACGGCGAGUCGUUCACGCGACUGUACACCCUCGUCGCGGCCGUCCGAGACGGCGUCAACCCGUCACGCGUGUAUGUCGAUGCCACCGACGUCGCCAUUCGCGAUUUCCCCUUCGCCAUCAACGCCCAGGUCGACCUCAAGCAGAACGAUACUGCUCACGCACCCUUGGCCGGGUAUACGUUCUACACCGGCGUCGUUGAGGAUAUUGGCUUGCAGUUGUCCGUUGACCUCCACGCUGUCGCCUCGGAGCAAACAUAUACGCAGUCAUUCAUGCAGACUCUGCUGCUCGAUAACACACCGUACGUCGCCCCUAGCGGUGUGAACACAACCGCGUCAACGGGAGGAGCACUGUCAACAAUCGCCCCUGCUCUGGGUGGUUCGUGGCGGUCACUGCUACCAUUAGUUGUUGGAGCUCUGCUGGGCAUGGCUCUGUGA